AUGUUGAAAAAUCAAUACAAUGAAAAAUCCUCCAGAGUUGAAGAACGUGAGCAGAUCAUACAGGAACAAAAAGCUGAAGCUGCUAAUAUACUUGACCAACAGGAAAAAAAAAAGAAAAAGUCUGUCCUUGAAAUUGAAAAACUAGACAGGACCUUACAGUCACUGCAUCUGGAUGUAAUAGCUUCCCAGCAGAAACACAAAGUGGAACUUGCUCAGCUAGAACAGCAGAUAACACAGCUUGAAAGAGACCUUACAGAUGCCAGGAAACUUUAUAGUCAAAAAGAUCAGGCAAUACGCAAAAGAGAUGACCUUCUGAGAAAGUCGGAAGCUGAUUUCCUGCAGGCAAGGGAAGGUAUCAAAGCAAAAGUGGCUGAGGUGGAGCACCUUGACAGUGUGGUCAAGAAACUGAAAGCCAGUAUCCAGGACACACAGAAAGAAAAGAAUCAGACGGAGACAGAAACCACCAUACUGAGAACUGAGAAUCAGCAGCUAAAUCAGGAACUGCAGGGUGUGCAUAAGCAGUGCAGAAAGACAGCCCAAGAACUUGCCAGUCAAGAUGAAAAACUUCUUCUAAUGGAAUCCAGCUUGAAAGCAACUCAAGAGCAGCUAAGUGAGCAAAUAGCAGAAACAGUUCGCCAAGAACAGAACAGUAGAAAAUCACAGACAGAGCUGAAGACCCUGAGAGAACAUAUUAUAGCUUCUGAAGAAGAAAUUAGUGAUUACAAGUGAGUUACUGCUUUUUCAGUAUUCGAGAAACAGAAGACAUUAAAGUCAACAGUAAAUCCUUUUAAUAUGUACUGUAUUAAUCAUUUCUCUCAGUCAUAUUUUCAGGACUCUGCUGCAACAUAAUUUUCACUUCCCAGCUUUGU
This is a messenger RNA of Chroicocephalus ridibundus (black-headed gull), 869 nucleotides long. RefSeq names its product myosin heavy chain, striated muscle-like. The transcript is spliced from 4 exons. Gene Ontology annotation, biological process: spermatogenesis. The record is from RefSeq and is a predicted model, not a curated record. The coding region runs from base 1 to 729 and encodes 242 amino acids. Lineage: Eukaryota; Metazoa; Chordata; Aves; Charadriiformes; Laridae.